Molecule: messenger RNA, 3799 nt
Organism: Sphaerodactylus townsendi
Lineage: Eukaryota; Metazoa; Chordata; Lepidosauria; Squamata; Sphaerodactylidae
Gene: EMC1
Product: ER membrane protein complex subunit 1
Exons: 23
Coding region: 50-2977 (975 amino acids)
Biological process (GO): protein folding in endoplasmic reticulum
Cellular component (GO): EMC complex
Molecular function (GO): protein binding
Source: RefSeq, a predicted model, not a curated record
GAUACUGGAGGCCUCCUGUGGCUUCGUCUCUUCUCGCCCGGCAGCUGUCAUGGCAGCGCCCAGGAUUUGGGGGGUGGCGGCCUUCCUCUCGCUUCUCCUUCUCCUGCCGGCGGGCGCCGUCUACGAGGACCAAGUGGGCAAGUUUGACUGGAGGCAACAGUAUGUGGGAAAACUGAAGUUUGCUUCCUUGGAUGCUUCUCAAGGCUCCAAGAAGCUUAUUGUGGCCACAGAGAAGAACGUGAUGGCAGCUCUGAAUUCCAGGACAGGAGAAAUCUUGUGGCGCCAUGUGGACAAGGGGACACCGGAAGGGGUCGUAGACACCAUGCUAAUCCAUGGGCAAGAUGCCAUCACUAUUUCCAAUGGGGGUCGCAUCCUGCGCUCCUGGGAGACUAACAUUGGAGGCUUGAAUUGGGAGAUAUCCAUGGAAACAGGCAGUUUUCAGAUGGCUAGUUUGGUGGGACUUCAGGACUCCGUGAAAUAUGUGGCGGUCUUGAAGAAAGGUGCACUGUCCCUUCACUACCUCUCCAACGGCCAUCAGAAAUGGGUGGAGCAGUUACCUGACAGUGAAACUGUCCAGUAUCAGCUGGUGUAUUCCUAUGGAACGGGUGUGGUGUAUGUCCUCGCGGUCUCUCCUCAAAGUCACGUGAACGUCCUCGUCUUCAGUGUUGAAGAUGGCGAAAUUUCAAAACAGAGCAGAGUGGAAGCCCCCUGGGUGGGGAGCCUCAACCAGUCUUGCGCCGUCACAGGAGAGGCUUUGCUCGUGUGCGUGGACGUGGCCACAGCCUCCCUUUACAUCUCAUCCCUGGACUCCAAAGAAGAGAUGAAGGCGGUCCCGCUGGAGCCCCUUGAACUUAAGUUCACAGACACUUUCCAGCCCCGCCUGUGGGCCUCUCAGCCGAAUCCUGCCAGUGCUUCCCGAGCUCAGUUCUUCCUGCAGCUGUCCCCGACCCACUUUGCGCUGCUGCAGUAUCAGAACGGUUUGCUGAGCCUUCUCCGGGAUUUCCCGCAGGGAGGCCUUGUGACCUUUGCGACAACAAAUGAGAAGACGGUGGCCGCAGUCCUGACUUGCAAGGCGGAAACGGAGUUCUUGUCUUGCCACAACCAGUCGUAUGUGGUUAACUUAUACUUGGUAGAAACUGGGCAAAGACUAUUGGAUACCACCAUCUCCUUCACCUUGGAGAAAAGCAGUUCCAGGCCCGAGCAGCUCUACGUUCAGGUCUUUUUGAAGAAGGAUGAUUCUGUGGGUUACCGGGCUCUGGUGCAGACAGCUGAUCACAUGCUCGUAUUCCUCCAGCAACCAGGAAAAGUGCUUUGGAGCAGGGAAGAGUCUCUGGCAGAAGUGAUCAGUCUGCAGAUGGUGGAUCUGCCCCUGACGGGUGCGCAGGCCGAACUGGAAGGCGAAUUUGGAAAGAAAGCAGCCAUUCAAGACGGCCUCCUGGGCAUGUUCCUGAAACGCCUGUCCUCCCAGCUCAUCUUGCUGCAGGCCUGGACCGCUCACCUCUGGAAGAUGUUCUACGAUGCCCGCAAGCCCCGGAGCCUCAUCAAGAACGAGAUCAACAUGGACAACCUGGCCAGGGAUGAGUUUAACUUGCAGAAGAUGAUCGUGGUGGUCACGGCCUCCGGAAAGCUCUUUGGCAUUGAAAGCAGCUCUGGCACAAUCCUGUGGAAGCAGCACCUUCAAGGGGUGAAGCCGGGCUCCUCCUUCAAGCUGAUGGUCCAGAGGACAACGGCUCACUUCCCCCACCCCCCACAGUGCACCCUCCUGGUCAAGGACAAGGAGACCGGCCGGAGCUCCCUCUAUGUCUUCAACCCCAUCUUCGGGAGGUGGAGUCAGGUGGCCCCUCCGGAGCUGAGGCGCCCCAUCCUCCAGUCGCUGCUUCUGUCCAUCAUGGACCAAGAUUACGCUAAAGUGCUUCUCCUGAUCGACGAUGAGCACAAGGUGACUGUUUUCCCAGCAACGAGAAACGUCCUUCGGCAGUUGGAGGAAAUGGCCCCCUCCAUCUCGUUUUAUUUGGUGGACGCUGAACAGGGCAAGUUGACUGGCAGGCAGCUGCGCAAGGACUUGACCACAGAACAGAGCUGGGAGAUCACCAUCCCUACAGACAUACAGCGGAUUGUAACCGUGAAGGGGAAGAGAGCCAACGAACACGUCCACUCCCAGGGCCGCGUGAUGGGGGACCGCAGCGUGCUUUACAAGUCUCUGAACCCAAACCUGCUGGCAGUGGUGACAGAGAGCACCGACACCCACCACGAGCGCACCUUCAUCGGAAUCUACUUGAUUGACAGCGUCACCGGCCGGAUCAUCCACUCCUCGGUGCAGCGGAAGGCCAAAGGACCCGUGCACAUUGUGCAUUCGGAAAACUGGGUGGUGUACCAGUACUGGAACACCAAGGCCCGUCGGAACGAGUUCACGGUGCUGGAGCUGUACGAGGGGACCGAGCAGUACAACGCCACAGCCUUCAGCUCCCUCGACCGCCCGUUCCUGCCACAAGUCCUGCAGCAGUCGUACAUCUUCCCCUCGGCCAUCAGCGCCAUGGAAGUCACCAUUACAGAGCGGGGCAUCACCAGCCGCCACCUGCUCAUCGGGCUUCCCUCUGGAGCCAUUCUUUCGCUCCCCAAGGCUCUCUUGGAUCCACGGCGGCCGGAGAUCCCAACAGAGCAAACGAGGGAAGAAAACCUGAUCCCCUACUCCCCAGAUGUUCAGAUCCACGCCGAGAGAUUCAUCAACUACAACCAAACCAUAUCCCGAAUGAGGGGGCUCUAUACAGCUCCCUCAGGCCUGGAGUCCACGUGCCUGGUGGUGGCCUACGGACUGGACCUCUACCAGACCCGCGUCUAUCCAUCCAAGCAGUUUGAUGUCUUAAAGGAUGACUACGACUAUGUCUUGAUAAGCAGCGUGCUGUUUGGACUGGUCUUUGCCACCAUGAUCACCAAGAGGCUGGCCCAGGUGAAGCUGCUGAAUCGGGCCUGGCGAUAACCGGAGGAAGGAACUUGCCCGUGUGGAGCGGCUGAGCCCAGCAGUCACGCUGGGUUGUUGGCUGCCUUGGAAUGGGUGCUUGGAAUGGAAGCAAGGCCCUGGGGCUGUCAUCGCUCUUUCUUAUUGACUGGGUGUCUUGUCAAAAAAGCAAAAUGUUAACUGGUGAUGUCAAAAUUGGGAGGGGCAGGACAGGAAACUGUCUCUUGGGGGAGGUAUCGCAGGAAAAAAAAGAGUUUCCUACAAAUCCACAAGAAAAUGUGAAACUACUUUUCCCUAACCAAGGAGCCAUGUUUUAAAACUCUUUAUUGUGGAUCGACUUGUUUCCUUGAACCACCUUGAAGUCAGAUCAUAUAUGAGAAUCCUCUGCCUGUCUGACUGCUGAACUUUUGGUUGGGGGAGGAGGGAGGAAUAUUCUUUCACUCCAGCCAUUAUGCGAAAACAGCCUCUGGGAAUUUGAGGUUCCAGAAAGCUUGCCUGUGGUUUAGAGAUACUUUGCAAAUAUGUGGAAUGUUUGUGGGGUGGGCUACUUAGGGGAAAUCUGGGAGAUGAAUAGUAGUGACUAUGUAUGUGAAGGCAGAGCAGAGCCCUGUGAUGACUUCGGGGAAGCAAGAGGCGACCUGUCUGUUCCUCUAGUUGCACUGAAUGCGUCUUUCCUCGUUUAAUCACAAGGGACAGCCUUGUUUCUCAGUCAUCUUUUUGCUUACAAUUAAAUUAUGCUGAACAAUAUGUUGUAAUUGUGAUUACAUGAGUCUAAAAACCCCAAAUGUGGGCUCGUAGAGUUAUUUGAAACUCGUUUAAAACAACAAAUGCUUUUGACGCUGA